GACUCCUGCAGUCGAGUUUCCUCUGGACAUGUUCAAGGCCACAUCUUCAACAUGCUAUCCUAAGAAGACCGCACAAUUCAUAAACCCCUUCAGCCAUCACUCUGCAGCCCAGUUCUUGGCCGCAGCAGCAGCACCACAGUCGUUACCCUUGAUACAGAAGCGACCUCCGGAGGUCAUGAUAGCUGGUCGUGCCAAUGUCGGCAAGUCCACCUUGGUGAAUGCGGUUUUGGGACGCACUAGUCUGGCCUCGACGAGCAAGCAAGGCGGCCACACUCGAACGUUAAACUUCUAUGGCGUUGGCCCAGUUCCGCAUAAGCUUGUUGUUGUGGACGCCCCCGGCUAUGGCGUGCGCAGCAAGGCUGAGUGGGGAAGGUUGUUUCAGCACUACAUCGAACACAGAGAAGAGCUGAAGCGCAUCUACAUCCUCAUCAACGGCGAACAUGGCGCGAAAGACGUAGACGCUAGCAUGCUUGAGAACCUCAACAAUCAGUGUAUGAUGUCACUGCAAGCUGGUCGGCCUAUAACUAUGCAGGCUAUCAUCACGAAGACGGACAACAUCAGAGGUGACGCACGCUCGCAUGUACAGCAGAUCAGGCAGGCCAUCUUCGAAGCAGCGCCGCUUUGUCUACCGCCCGUCAUCACUGCGGCUACGAAGAAUCAGUUCUGGGGCAGGGAUGAGGUUCGACGUAGUAUUAGUGAAGCGUGUGCUUUAGGGUGUAUAACUGGCAAAGUGACACAUUCGUGACCCUUCACGUAUCGGAC
Messenger RNA from Phanerochaete carnosa HHB-10118-sp, 762 nucleotides. RefSeq lists its product as uncharacterized. Gene Ontology annotation, cellular component: mitochondrion. The transcript is spliced from 5 exons. The coding region runs from base 29 to 745 and encodes 238 amino acids. The record is from RefSeq and is a predicted model, not a curated record. Lineage: Eukaryota; Fungi; Basidiomycota; Agaricomycetes; Polyporales; Phanerochaetaceae. Gene Ontology annotation, molecular function: GTP binding.